AAAUAGAAUCAAAUUAAAUUUAAAUAUAAAAUCAAAUAAAUAUCAAAUCAUACGUGUUGGAGACUUCGAGGCUUCUAAAUUUGUGCCAUUUCUGUGCUUAAUACUAUAAAUAAAUGUCCUGCCUCUGCAGACUGCAAGUUUUGCCUUCUACUAAAACUAAGUAGUAGUUAUUGAGAAUUGAGAUAAUCCUUUCUGGGUUUUGAAGAUAAGAACUACAACUCCUUGUGUUCAGUGUUAUUUAGAGAGAGAAAAAAAGGGAGAGAUAAUGUUGGAAGGAAAGGCAUUGAUAGAAGAUAGUGAUAUGCCAAUGAAGAUGCAGAUCCAAGCUAUGGCUUCUGCUUCGCAAGCUCUUGAUCUCUUUGAUGUCUUUGACUAUACUUCCAUUGCUGCUCACAUCAAAAAGGAUUUUGACAAAAGAUAUGGAGGAGGAUGGCAGUGUGUGGUUGGAUACAAUUUUGGUUGUUUCUUCACUCAUUCUAAAGGAACUUUCAUCUACUUCAGUCUUGAGACUCUCAAAUUCCUCAUUUUCAAAGGAGCUGUUUCUCCUUAACAUCUGGAAAAUACUCUUGUGUCCAUUUGAAUUUGUAAUAUUAAAAAACUAGUAAAUUCAAAUGGAUAUAAGAAUAAACAAAACCUAGAAAAAAGAAAGUCUAGAUGAUGGAAAAAAGGGGGGAAACUGCAAAUACUCCUUUUAUCAAGUCAUUUUCUUUGGUAGGGCUCUAUUGAUUGUAACCUCACUUUCAUUUUCAAACAUGAGUAGAUGCAUUGUUUUGAGUUUUUUUUGUAUCUAUUAAGACAAUUUAUCUUCCCAUGUAGUACAAUACUCUCAUUUUAAUUAAAUGUCUCGUUUGACUUUAUACACUUAUAGAUAUACUCCCUCCACACCAAUAUAAAUGUUCCAUUUGCUUGGGCACGGAUAUUAAGAGUGGUGUGGGGUCCAUUAAAAAGGUGAUAGUUGGGUAAGUAGUGAAGGGUAAUUAGUGAAGGGUAAGUAGUGAAGGGUAGUUGGGUAAGUAAGGUAUAUGGGGAUAUAUUCGUAAUUACUUGUGUGAACUAAGGAUAUUUAGGUAAAAAAAUUGACAAAAAUAGAAAUGUGACAAUUGAUAUGGUUUUGCCAAAAUAAAAAAAUGUGACAAUUAUAUUGGGGUGGAGGGAGUAUUAUUUUAUUCUAAAUUGUGAUCUUAUAAUUAUGUUUUAAUUUAUGAAUGGAGAAUAUGAUACAAAAUAUUUUAUUAGAAUUGAAAAAAUUAUACUGAAAGAUUUAGAAUUUAGUCUCUCUAUCUUAUGAAUCUUCGUCACAACAUGUUAAAUGUUUAUUUCUCUGUCUCAUGAUCAUUGCCGUCAAUGUUCCAAUCAUGAUAAGAUUGACAUUUUUAAUUAGUUGAAAGAAAGCUAAGCGUACAGGAGUCUCCUAUCGUUCAUUUAAAAAUUGAAUCCUACCAAGUCAUUUGGGAUGUUGUUUUUGAGACUUUUUUGGUUUAAGUUUCUUGCUUGUUUGGAAAGAUAUAUUUCACAAUAUUCAUCAUAUUUAUCUCAUUUCUUUAAUGGAUUAUGACCGUCCCACUGUCAAUUGAUUUUAGAUGGGUCAAGUUCAACCCAGCUUCUAAACGAUCGAUUGGAUCGACUUAGAUUAGUUGGAUUUGACCUAAUAAAUUGAUGAGUUUAUUAUGACUUUUUUUUAUGACCAUAGGCCCAUAAAAUAUCAUCAAAAUACUAAUAAUUUUAAGACUUAAUAUGGAAUAUUAUUCCAAAUCAAUCCUAACUUGAAAAUAUGGAUAGAAAAAUAAUAGGUAUAUUCUCUACAAUUUACACCUGUUUCUGUAAAAAAUCGGAGGGUUCCAACAACACCAAAAGGGCAUAGUAUAAAAACCACGAUGAAUUCAUUCAUUUUAAAGUCGGGUCAAGUUCGUUUGGUUUCAAGAACGAGUAAAUAUUGAGCCAUUAGAUGUAUUUUGAAUACCUCUAAUCAACAUCAACCCAUAAUUUUUCGUCCAUAUGUUAUGACUUACUCUCAUGUCUUAGGAAACUUGUCAUACAUUUUUUAAUCUGUCUUAUUAAAUUU
Molecule: messenger RNA, 2062 nt
Organism: Amaranthus tricolor (Joseph's coat)
Lineage: Eukaryota; Viridiplantae; Streptophyta; Magnoliopsida; Caryophyllales; Amaranthaceae
Exons: 2
Coding region: 266-550 (94 amino acids)
Biological process (GO): microtubule-based process
Cellular component (GO): dynein complex
Molecular function (GO): dynein light intermediate chain binding; dynein intermediate chain binding
Source: RefSeq, a predicted model, not a curated record